AUACCAAAUAAUGUGACAUUAUCCAUCACGCUACGCUUUCCAAAUUCCAACACCUAUAGGCUUAUUAUAUAUAUACGCAAACACACACUAAACCAAAAAUCAACACUUAUAAGUUAAUUUGGCCGAAUACUAAAAAGCACUUUUUUUCUAGAAUUCAUUCCUUUUUGCUUAAGCGUUUUCUACACUAAUAUGGCAUCUUCUUCUCCUGUUUCAUAUGAUAACAAAAAACUAGAGGAAGGAUUUGUUGUUGGUAUGGAAGAGAAGAAACCCAUUCCAAAUCAUGAAAAUGUUCUUCAGAAACAUGCUGCUUUCUUUGACUUGAAUCAUGAUGGUGUUAUUUAUCCAUGGGAGACUUUCCAAGCAAUGCGUGAAAUUGGGAGUGGGGUGUUGUUAUCAACUGCAGCUGCUGUUUUCAUCAACGUGGCCCUCAGUCAGACAACUCGCCCUGGAAAGUUCCCAUCUCCACUUUUUCCAAUUGAAGUUAAGAAUAUCCAACGAGGCAAACAUGGGAGUGACACUGGAGCAUAUGAUUCUGAAGGAAGGUUUGUUGCAUCGAAAUUUGAAGAAAUUUUCGUCAAACAUGCACAUACACAUCCAAAUGCUUUAACAUAUGAUGAGCUAAAUGAGUUGAUAAAGACAAAUAGAGAGCCUAAAGAUGUCAAAGGAAGGAUUGGUAGCUUUGUUGAAUGGAAAAUUCUUUACAAACUUGCAAAAGAUAAGAAUGGUUUACUUCAGAAAGAAACAAUCCGAGGUGUUUAUGAUGGAAGCUUGUUUGAAGUGCUCAAAAAGGAACAUACAAAAAGAAUUACUUCAUCCUAAUUCGGUUGAUAAUUAGGAUGCUUCUAUAUCGACAAAGCAAAAGGCACAAGUUAUUAUUAUGCAUACAAAAGUUUGAUUUACAGAAUAUAUAUAUGCUCAUACACAUAAUUUACACAGUUUGUUUAUAGUUUCAUCAUUCAUUUA
Molecule: messenger RNA, 963 nt
Organism: Medicago truncatula (barrel medic)
Lineage: Eukaryota; Viridiplantae; Streptophyta; Magnoliopsida; Fabales; Fabaceae
Product: probable peroxygenase 5
Exons: 6
Coding region: 190-819 (209 amino acids)
Molecular function (GO): monooxygenase activity; calcium ion binding
Source: RefSeq, a predicted model, not a curated record